Molecule: messenger RNA, 1347 nt
Organism: Parascedosporium putredinis
Lineage: Eukaryota; Fungi; Ascomycota; Sordariomycetes; Microascales; Microascaceae
Source: the annotation of a GenBank genome assembly
AUGGUUAUGGCAACGGUUGUCCUCGAGCACUAUGCCCCAGCAAUCAAUCAUGUUCCAUUGAAACAUUUCGAUGUCUCCGACGAUGACCGUCACCAUGGAGCCAUGCUCUCCAAGCAAUUCAUCGGGGAGGCCAUGCGCCAGCGUAUUGGCGAUAUCGACCACGAGCGCUGUGACCCCGGCGAUGAGGACCCCUUCUUCGUCGCUGAUCUCGGCGAGGUCUACCGCCAGUACCAACGCUGGAAGUUGAACCUGCCCCGCAUCCGCCCAUUCUACGCCGUCAAGUGCAACCCUGACCCUCAAGUCCUAAAGCUCCUUUGUGACUUGGGCACCGGGUUUGACUGCGCCUCCAAGGCCGAAGUCGACCAGGUUUUGGCCAUGGGUCUGGACCCCGAUAGGAUCAUCUACGCUCAGCCCUGCAAGACCGCCUCCUACCUUCGCCAUGUGAAGGCCUCUGGUGUCAAGCAGAUGACCUUUGACAAUGGCGAUGAGCUACGCAAGAUUGCUAGGCUCUACCCCGACGCCCAACUUUACCUCCGCAUCAUGACGGAUGACACUUCGAGCCAGUGUCGCCUGAGCAUGAAGUUUGGCGCCCCCAUGGACACCACCGAUAGCCUACUCUCACUUGCCCGUGAUCUCGGCCUUGAUGUUGUCGGCGUUAGCUUCCACGUUGGCUCCGGUGCUUCGGAUCCCAUGGCGUUCCUCAAGGCCGUCCGCGAUUCUCACAUCGUCUUUGAGCAGGCUCGCGAGUACGGCUACGAUUUGCGCACCCUCGAUGUUGGUGGCGGCUUUACUGGCGAGACCUUUGAGGACAUGGCCGUCGUUCUCACCGCCGCCCUUGACCAGUACUUUCCCCCUUCCCGCAACGUCGACAUUAUCGCCGAGCCCGGUCGCUUUUUCGUGUCCUCUGCCUUCACCAUUGCCUGCCACGUCAUUGCUCGCCGCAUUGUUGAGGAUCCCUCCAUGGCCGAGACUAGCUACAUGCUCUAUGUCAACGAUGGCGUCUACGGAAACUUUUCCUGCAUCAUGUUUGACCAUUACAACCCCAUUGCCAAGGUCCUUCGGGCCGGCACCAAGUUGUACUACAACAAACCUGGAGCCGGCUCUUCCAUUGCCGGAGAAGGCACCCAAUACUCUAUCUGGGGCCCUACCUGCGACGGCAUCGAUCGCAUUACGGAGAGCAUCCGUUUCGACCAGACCCUCGACGCCGGCGAUUGGAUCUACUUUGAGAAUAUGGGCGCUUACACCAAGUGUUCUGCUACUCGCUUCAACGGCUUUUCUGACAACCAUGACGUUGUGUAUGUUUGCAGCGAGCCCGGUGCCAAGGCCCUCAUGACCAGGAGCAAGUGA